ACUUAAACUUCAAAGUAUUAUUUGCAAAAUUUCUGAAGACUGCUUCUAGACAGGCACCCUUAUCUUAAGUGCCAAACACGUGAAGCAAUUUAGUUUUAUUGCAAAGCAUUUGUAAAGAAAUACCACCUUCUGGUUGUGUAAAUCUUCUGGAAAUUCCUAUUCGUAAUGUAAACGUUUGAAUUAGUAUUUAAACCUGUUGAGGACCGAGCGGUUUCACCAUUCUUCAAACGCAUUUCAGUCGAAAAUGUUUCAAGCUCAAACGUUUUAUUUUUCCUUCGUGGUUUUCUUGGUCUUGGUAGCUGCCAGGCCGAAAUGGAGUUCGAAAGAAUCUAGGAAUCAGCGGAGAGAAGGAGAUUCUUCUGAAAAAAUUGUUUCUUCUCUAUCAUGGUUAUACACAAAAGAAUCUACCGCAUCACCUGAAAUUUCUGAGGUUACCACUGAAAAAUCCACCACUGAAAAAUCCACUUCUGAAGAAUCCAUCUCUGAAGAAUCGACCUCUGAAGAAUCUACCUCUGAAGAAUCCUCCUCUGAAGAAUCUUCCUCUGAAGAAUCCUCCUCUGAAGAACCAAGUAAGGAAGGAUCCUCGGAGUCCAAUUCGGAAUCCAAUGAAUCACUUGAGGAGUCUCAGGAGGAGUCGCAGGAGGAGUCGCUAGAGGAGUCGCAGGAGGAGCCGCAGGAGGAAUCGCAAGAGGAGUCUGAUGAGGUUUCUAUUGUGGAGUCUAAUGAGGAAUCUAAUCUGCAGUCCAGUGAGGAGUUCGAUGACGAGUUCAGUGACGAGACCUAGGAGAAGUCAAAUGGCUUGGGUUAUGUGGCGUAUACUGCACGGCCUCAUAGACAUACUCCUAAGCGCCCAUAUGAUGCCAUCGACUAUUAUAAAGAUGACUACAGCUUUCACACACUUUAGCCAUUUAUUUCCAGUCAAAAUGUGUUAAAAUCAUAUGUUAAAUAGAGUUAGAAAUUUGGAAGGGUAAAAAUGAGUUUCUUCUUUCUAUAUUGUCUUGUAGUAUUUGGUCUUCUGACCACUAUAGACACCUUCCCAAUACUCCGAUCUCCAAUAGAAAGGGCAUUGGCCACGGAACCGGACAUGGACUUCCCCGACAUUGAUUUCUGGCUUUACUUUCAGAAUAUUUAAUACUACCAGCCCGCUGCCUUUCGUCCUGUUUCGUCGCAUAUUUGGAACAGAAAUUUUAAUUAAAACAAACAAUAUGUUACCUAAA
Messenger RNA from Drosophila biarmipes, 1217 nucleotides. Its product is annotated as VID27-like protein. The transcript is spliced from 3 exons. Lineage: Eukaryota; Metazoa; Arthropoda; Insecta; Diptera; Drosophilidae. The coding region runs from base 245 to 784 and encodes 179 amino acids. The record is from RefSeq and is a predicted model, not a curated record.